AUGGUCAUACACCCCGGAGGCACGAACAUUUCCCACGGACAGCGGCAGUUGGUAUGCUUGGCACGAGCGUUGCUGGCGCAUUGUCGCCUAUUGAUCUUGGAUGAAGCAACGAGUGCCAUCGACAGCAUAACUGAUGCCGCAAUCCAGAAGAUAAUACGCAAAGAAUUCUCGGAAGCGACGGUCAUAGUCAUCACGCACAAACUUGCUAAUGUAGCUGACUUUGACGCGCUUCUUGUGUUGGCUGAUGGGAAGGUAGCAGGGUUUGGCCCCCCUGCUGAGAUCAUGGCCAACGGCGGCACAGGCUUGGGGCCAGAAUAA
This is a messenger RNA of Purpureocillium lilacinum, 318 nucleotides long. Lineage: Eukaryota; Fungi; Ascomycota; Sordariomycetes; Hypocreales; Ophiocordycipitaceae. The record is from RefSeq and is a predicted model, not a curated record.